Molecule: messenger RNA, 4660 nt
Organism: Neurospora tetrasperma FGSC 2508
Lineage: Eukaryota; Fungi; Ascomycota; Sordariomycetes; Sordariales; Sordariaceae
Exons: 6
Coding region: 103-4206 (1367 amino acids)
Biological process (GO): transmembrane transport
Cellular component (GO): membrane
Molecular function (GO): transmembrane transporter activity
Source: RefSeq, a predicted model, not a curated record
GUCGUUCCACCUUAGAAAGGCCACAUGCUUAAGUCCGUUCACAUUCUCUACCCAUCAUCACAAUUGAAGUGACAAUACAAUACGAUCCAAGGCGGCAAUACGAUGCCCCGCACGCCGUUCUCUUCCCCUUCCCCCUCCUCCGCCAUCACGACCAAAUCCUCCCCCUCGAUUCGCUCUCUGCUGGUACUAGUCGCCCUUGUCAAUCUCGCCUGGAGUCUCUACCAGAUCCCACUCAACCGUGUCAUUGAACGCAGACUCUGCCGCGACUUCUAUCUCGACGCCGACCCUUCGGCAAUUGGCCAUGAUGGAAGCGUGCCCGAGGAGCUGUGCAAGCUGGACGGCAUCCAGCAGGAUCUGGGUAGCAUGAUGGGCCUCAUGGAGACAGGCUGGGUUGCUGGCGACUUUGUCAUGACCAUCCCCCUCGUGUUGCUUGCUGACCGCUACGGCCACGCCCAAGUCCUGCGGCUCAACCUCGUGCCUCGCGUCAUUGUGCUCUGCUGGACGCUUGCCGUCGGCUACUUCGACCACGCCCUUCCCCUGCCCGCCCUUGCCCUUGGCCCGCUCUCGUCAGUCCUCGGCGGAGACUGUGUCUUCAACUCGAUUGUGUACUCGCUGGUCUCGUCGGCUACCCAUGACGAUGUGCAAAGAGCUACCUUCUUCGGCCAGGUGAAUGCAGUCUCGGCCAUAUUCGCCGCCCAGCUUGGUCCUGCUCUGGCCUCUGGCACCAUGAGCAUACUGCUGUGGCUUCCUUUGUGUGCCGGCGUCGUCCUUCUUCUCGCCGCUGUGCCCGUCAUCUCCGGUCUUCCCGCAUCAAACACCGGCAGUCAUAGACGCCAGCACGACCAAGAGUCGAUAGCGCCCCUGCUACCGCAAGACCUCCCUUAUCGUCCGGAUCCCACGCUCAGCAUCACAAGCUUCAAAGAGUCCGUCUCUGGUCGCAUUUCGUCCGUCUUCAAGGUCAUAACCAGCUACCCGCCCAACUUUACACUCCUGCUCGCUAGCUUCUUCUUUACCUCUCUGGCCAGCUCCGACACCAAGCUCAUGGCCCAGUACAUCUCUAAGCGAUAUGGGUGGAAGUUUACCUCGGUCGGCUACUUGCUAUCGGGAAAGGCAGUCUUCAACUUUUUCCUUCUCUACCUUAUUAUCCCUACUAUCUUGCGCCGGCGCCGAUCCCAAUCUUCUCCAUUGUCUUCCUUUCAGUCCCGACGCCUCUCGGACCCGGACGUCUUCACGAUUCAGGACCACAAGGUGGCCGAUGGAUACAACAUCAGCUAUGCUCAAACAUGCCUUAUCUUUUCUGUUCUGGGUGUCGUCGCUAUAGCCAUGGCUACGACGAUUUGGACACUGGUACCGUCACUGCUGCUUUACGCCAUGGGCAUCGCACUCCCCAUGUUUACGUACUCGCUACUCAAAUCACCGUCGUUAUUACCAGACCCCAGUGGGCCGGGGAUGAGCGCGGCUGGUGAUGCCACUGUUGUGGUUUCGGAAGCUCAGAUUUUCUCAAUCGUUAUGCUGGUCAAAACGCUUCUUCCGCGCACUUGUCUACAUCGACUUCCUUCCUUUCGUCGCAUACCCAUCAUGGCAAACCAACAAUUACCUCCUCCGCGCCGUCGUGGGGAUCAUUUGUUCGAGCGAUGGGGGGUUAAGCUACAUGAGGACAGCAACGGCAUUAUCUCCUCUGGAUUACUUCCCAUGUUCCCGACUGUUGACGGACCGUACGGUCUCGCUGAAGACCUUUGGUGGACGCAUAAGCGAGCGCUGCAGGAGGCGGCUACACACGCGCAUCCGAUGCCAAAGUCCAUACCGAAGCCCUCGGGCGUGCAGCUGGACGAAUUGUUCUGUACCGAACGGUGGCAGCAGGUCGCUCUUCACGGCCUCAGAACUUGGGAGCUUCCUUCCCUCAACCAAGGUAUCAUAGGGACAAGUUACUGGCAAGAGGUCUUUAUGACGGACCUCUCAAUCAUGCAACUUUCCAAUAUCAGCGUCACAGUUGAGCAAUUCCCGGACAUUGAUCUUAUCCACGUUGACGAGAGCAAGUGGCACAUAGCCUUCCGCCGCAGCCGGUGGUAUGAUUUGCGGGGUGUUGUGUUGGAAAAGGACGUCAACGGGCGCCCUACGAACACUCGAGAUUGGAGUGUAGACGACAACGGCCUCUGGGGUGAACUGCGAGUCGCGAUUGAAAUGGCCAAUAGGAUGCUGCAUCACGUCCUUUACGGCGACUGGAUUUCUGCAAUGCUGGAGGGAUCCACGGAUCCGAUUCCGAAUGUCCUACCACUCUCAGGAAAUCGUAUGCCCCAGCGGAUGGUUUCGCCCGGGGAGGCUGGAAUAGGGCUCAAGCAGCCCGACCAGCGGAUCGCCAACCGAAUAUGGCACCAAAUUGAGCUUCUAUCACAGUGGAUUAUCUGGUCGUUUUUUGAUCCGCGGGAUUUGGACAAGUAUGGGUCAUCGGGCCAGCCGGGCGGUGUCACAGCCGGUUAUUGCAGCUCAGCACAACUGCGAACGGUGAUGGAGAAACCUCUUAAUCCCAGCGCCCUUCCACACCCGCAUGACCCCGAGGUGUUCACCGAUAUCAAAAUCAACACUAUGCUUCUCGAAGCGUUGCUUUCCAUCUCAAAUACUCCAGAGGAAGUUGCUUCCAAACACACCACACGACUCCAGUUAGCGCUCGUAAUAGUACACGAGUUUAUGCAUGCACUUCAGCAGGCAAGAGUCUAUGUCAGUACUUGCUCAGGCGGGUGGCAAUAUGAACCGGAACAAUCUCUUCUUGACGCUGUCACAAUAAUUGGACCUGUGAACGUCUUUGUGCCUGACAGCGACUUCCUCUCCCGGGCUGGCCCUGCGUUUACUAUUGCACAAUCAUGGCUUGAUGACCCGACAUCCCAGAGCUUUUGGGAUUCUCAUGUUGCUGUAUACGGGAAAAGCGCGCUCAAAGCUGAACCAGUGGUGCGCACUAAGCAAAGGAUCAGCAGGGGGAACCAUGUGCGGAUGUACCACGCCAGGGGACACGUGCAACCGUCGCUGUUGCGUCACCAACCGAUAGUACCGAACCAGAUGCAGAGGUUCCGGCUAGAGGAAGAGCAGACGUUCCAAUACAUGGAGUUCCGCAAAAAGCUGUGGAAAAGCCUACGGCCUUGGUACAAGCAGUCUUACCGGAUCUGGCAGAAAACCCCGUACUCGUUUCUGCGCCUACGCCGACUGAUUGACCAGUUCCGACAGGCGGUCCUUCAACGAAACCGUGCCGAUGCGGAAGCCGCAGUCAAGGAAUACAGCAGCUACCUCAAUGAACUCGCCUUCGAUCUGAGUACACCCUACAAUUUGACCCCUGCCCCGCCCGGGACCGCACCCUUCUGGUUCUUCGAAUUUCACCAUCAUCCGGCCCUGUGGCCCUUUUGCAUGCUCGAAGUUAUGAUGCAUGCGUCUCUUCCGUAUGACUGGUCAAUCUCAGUGGGGAAGAAUGCAGCACCUCCAUCCGCGCCGACAGCUACCACCAGCAAAGUAUCCUUGCCCAACCGCUGGUUUCCGAGCCAGCACGCCCGGGCUGCCGGUGCCUUUUUCAAGUAUCCAUUGUUCUGGACUUCCCUGGACGAGCCUCCCAACGUCAGUUUGGCCAGGCCUGAUGUCACUGACCCCAGCGAAAUCUACCUGCCUAUGGUCUGCAGAGAGUUCGCCAGGCCCCACGGGACAUUAACAUGGCCUUCACCCAAGAGCCUGACAUCCCUUUACAAAGCUCGCUGGGACAUGCUCUUUGCCACGGAGAAUGAGAGAAUCAAACAACCCAUGAAGAAGUACCCCAUCUCCAAGAGGUUGUGGCAGGCUCUCAUGGACCAGUACAAGCAGCUUCUUAGGCAGAACCAACGCCUCGGUGAAAAUAACAGCAACGGGCAGUGGUUAGACUUUGACUUUGUAUUCCCCCCUUACGAUGAGAAUGAUGAGUUUGUGGUUUUGGAGAAGUUCAGCAGGCCCAUGUCAUUCACGCGGUGGAUAAUGACGGGGUUUAGCGCCCCGGACUGGUUUCUGCAAGGCCAUGCAGAUCCUGACAAGCUGACAGUCAUGUCCAAGCCAGCGCCUGCACCGGCGGACGCCCCCGAGGUGUACUUGCCCAGUGAGGAUGAGGGGGAUGGGGAUGCGCCCGAGGUUUGGCAGCGUUGGUGGCCUGUUCACCCUUAUGUGGAUGUGGACAUGGACGUGGACAUGAUGGACGGGUGAUUUCGAGAGCUGAGCUGCACCACCGACCGGGUCGGGCAUGUCAUGUUCCGUCGAGGCUACAGGCUAGUAAGACGAUCGGCCAGUGACUCGCGCAGGAAGGAACAAGACAUAAAGAGAUGCAGAAACACAUGGAAGAAGAAGAGGAGGAAGGUUCCGGUAAAGUAGGUAAGGCGGGUGCACCGCAUUCUUACAGCAAUUUUGGAUGUUCCUUGAAUUUGUCUCUCUUCAGAUUGUGGUAUAUUGGUGUCGUAUGGUAUUUUCGCUGUAGAAUUUAUGCUUUGUCAAAGAAGCAGGUCAGAUAUAUAACCAAAGUUGCUUCACUGCUGUAUUUCAUGCUGUGCGAAGUUUGGUUACAGGAGAGUUUGGCGGGAGAUUCUUCGGUUUCAUGUUCUGGUUAAAGGUCCGACCUUAAUAGGGAUUAUCCCAGCACUGCUAGUCAACAACUAAUGUCGGG